AUGCAGACUCUGUUGCAAGCUAGCGAGGUGCCCAAAGCGCUGGGCGCGCUUCUCCUUGUCUCCAUCAUGAGCACGGCUCGUCCGACGCUCCCUUGCAACCAUGUCGGGCGCAUUGCUCAAGUUCACAACGACGUCGACUGGAUGUCCCUUCUUUCUGGCACGACGAUUCUCCAUCGGCGAGCUCCGCUAGCUUCGGCGGGGGAAUUGACGGGAGCCGAACUGGAAAGAGCUCUGCUGUCUGGCGCAUCGUCCAGCUCGAGCUUUUCGCGAGCUUCGAAAGCCAAAUUGCCGAGCCCGACCUCCUCUGACGGAGCUUCGAGCGAAGGGGUCCUGUCCAGACCGCCUGAAGCGACGCCGCCCACAUCGCCCGAGCUGGACUCUUUAGCUUUGCCGUUGGCGAGGAAGAGAAAGGCGGCAAAGUAUAGCGCCGCGCGAAAUAGGAGGGUGAAAGAGCGCGAGAGAAUGAGAAAGAGUGGCAAGAGCGAGAUGGAGGUGUGGACGGCGGUGCCUGGAAAUCCUCGACAUGCCAAUGCUCAGGUCGUAUCGAAGCUCUUGUCAGAGAUCCAAGCGGCCGGUGCCGAUAAGAGCAAAUUUUUUCCCGAGACGUCGCGCGAGCAACGCAAGGCGCAGGUUGGCAGAUCCAAAGUACGAUCGAAGCUGCUGCAAGCCGGAUGGCCUCGCGAAAAACUUUGGGAAAAGGUUCCGGGCGUGCAGAGAAGUUUCAGUUCGAAUGUGGGACGGCCGCGAGUGAGGCCCGUGGCCGAUGCAGAAGGCCAAUCGUCAACGCCGAAGCGCAGGCGGACACGAAUAGGCACAACUUUCGGAACCAACGAAGACCUGGAGGAGCAGCUGGAAGCUCUCCGACGUCAAGCUGAUGGAGAGGACGUUUUGCAGCUCGGACGCAAGAAAAUGGCAUUCAAGGCGCCAAAGUACGAGCCUAUUCUGGAGACGUCAUCAGUUAGAAAGGGUUUGACGCCAGCGCAGCAGAGAGAGCUGAAGAAUACCAAUCAGGCACUAAGCGCGGCCAUUGGAAAGAACGUCAGAGCACCGAACAAGGCUGCUCCUCAGCCCAACAAGCCACCCCUACCAUUCGAUCUCAAUCGGAGUCCAGCAAGAAGUCCCUAA
This is a messenger RNA of Ceraceosorus guamensis, 1125 nucleotides long. RefSeq lists its product as hypothetical. The record is from RefSeq and is a predicted model, not a curated record. The transcript has a single exon. Bases 1 to 1125 code for a protein of 374 amino acids. NCBI's taxonomy places the organism in Eukaryota, Fungi, Basidiomycota, Exobasidiomycetes, Ceraceosorales, Ceraceosoraceae.